Molecule: messenger RNA, 3019 nt
Organism: Seriola dumerili (greater amberjack)
Lineage: Eukaryota; Metazoa; Chordata; Actinopteri; Carangiformes; Carangidae
Exons: 4
Coding region: 49-1602 (517 amino acids)
Source: RefSeq, a predicted model, not a curated record
CUUCCUCAACCAAAACUACACACUAAAUCCAGGCACUUUUAAACUAAAAUGCCGGCCUGUUGUGUGUCUGGCUGUAAAAGUCGAUAUUCCCCAACCACCAAACUCAGAUUUUACAGGAUACCGUCCGGAUAUCGGCCGUUUCAGGCCAACCGGAGGCGUUUAUGGCUACAAGCACUCCAACAAGUGAACGUUAGCGUCGAGGGGCUCAAAGGAAAUGCUCGUAUUUGUGGCGCUCAUUUCAUAUCAGGGGAGGCGUCCAUGGACCACGACAGUCCUGACUUUGUCCCUUCUGUGUUUACUGUGUCUACUAAACAGAGCCCCAAGAAAAAAUUGAAAAGAUUUUACGGUCGUAGAAGAAAGCGCCACCAUAAAGCCAGUGUGGAAAAAGAAGAAAUAACAACUCCACCUGUAGUUGAUUCUCCUGCGGGCAUCCAGACGUCUGUUUUGAAGGAAACUGAAGAUGAGCUUUCAGAAGAACUACAGACAGCAUCAACCCCCUCAGUGCCAAAGGAAGAGGAAACAUUGAAUGAAGAGGCUGAGGCUGAAACUAGAACCAAAGCAAUCACAUCACAAACAAAAUCCAGCAAAAACAAGUCACCACAAUCACUUAAACUACCAGCAGGCAUCUCAAAACUAGACAAAAUGAGUCCUGUUGUGCUCCUAAAACCCCUAGAUCUACCAGCAGGUCGGUAUCAGUGUGAGCUUGGCAAUCGGAACUUCACCGGUGUAUCUCGGCUCGUAAAACACAAACAGCCGCAUGAAGAACAAAGAGUGCACCAGUGUGUCCACACCGUCCGCAACAAUGACACCUCCUUUCCCUGCAACAUGUGUGAUCGACUUUUCACUACUAGUCAUAACCUCAAGCGUCAUAAGCUGCUGCAUGUCAGAGACGGCAGGAAGUGCAGGAAGUGUGGCGUUCUGUUCUGUCGACGUCACAAACACAUUUUAUUCCUGCCACAUGCCGCGCCUGUAACCGAGUCUGAACAGGAUUCCUCCAUCGAUGAGCUGCAAAAUGUAGGCAGUGAUGUCAUGCCAGAAAACUGUCCGCUGCAGGAGUCUGAGCAGAUACAGACUGAUGACUUGGAUGAUGAUGCUCAGGGCACCAUAACUGAAACGCCUACGCUGACAACUACUGCACCUUUACCGCCCCCAAACCCUGGACCUUUAUCCAAGCCCUCUGAAGCCCCACCUCCAGCCUCAUACACAAAAGUCAUAGUAGAUGUCCCUGUACCAGAGUUUCUGAAACCUUCCUCUGUGCCGUGCCCACCCUCACCUGUACCCAGGGACUCAGAAAACCCAGGUACCUCAUCUCAGUUUAUGACACCCCUGCCUGACAAACCUGCAACCUUCAGUCAGCCCCUUCACCCCCUGAAUCUAGAUCUCCCGUCCUCAUUAAAUAUCUUUUCACCUAAGUUCCUCACCUCAGCACUACUUGAGGUUAAAAGAAAUUAUGAAUAUAUUUUAAACAAACCAAAAGUUGUUAAGAAGGUUAUUGAAGUGAAGGAGGAACCGUGCGAGCUGCCGUUGAUUACUCCAGAUGAGCAAAGUGUUGAGCAAGUCAAAAAGGAAAGAAUUGCUUAUGACCUGGAGAUUGAGAUCUGAUCUGAAUCUAGUCCUCUAAUUUCAGUUCCUCACUUUUAAAAACAGGCAUUGAAUCAGUUUUAUACUUUGUUUAACUACAAUUUGACCUUAUUGUCAGAUUGGCCUGUUUGCCUCAGUCGUAAUGUUUCACAUUCGACUAUUACUUAUACCAAGACUUGGACUUGGCAUCAUAAAGCUAUUAAGCUAUUUCAUCAAACACACUGGUGUGUUUGGUAAAUACUACAACUAAAACGUAACCUAAUUCGGGCUAAUUUGUAAGAAUUUAUUAUUGUGAUAUACUUUUGCUUUUGUAUUGUUCAUGUUUUGUUUAGUGUUCCUAUGAUAUAUGUAUCUGCGAAUGUAUUGCUGCACACUUCUCUACAAUACCUGUUUUCUUUGGCAGUUAGCCCUAACCUUGCUCACAACACUAAUAUAUUUUAAUGGAAGUGACUGAAUUCAUGCUGCUAUUUUUUAUUUAGUGAGAGCUCUGUGAGAUGCUGUCACAUCUUAAUCACAGAUGAGGUGAAAUUUGUUUUACCACUACAGUCUGGCAUUUGUGCUGCAGGCUACAUUCUGUACUUGGCAAUUUGUGGAGAAAUAAUCAGCUUAGUCUGUGAGGAAAUCCACUGUGCUAUAAACAGGAAUAAUAUGGAGAUCAUUAUCCAACAUCAUACCUGAUAACAGAAGUCACUGGAUACACAAAUGCAGCAAUUCCAGUAUUUUGGAUACACAAACUUUACAUUUUUUGAGUGUGUACUAAAAUCUGCUAGUGGUGGAAAUCAGGAUGCCAUGGUGAGAGAUUAAUCUACCAUUCAGACUUUGUUUUCCCAUAACAGCAAGUACCUAACAGACUAAACUGUGAAGAACACUAGUACCCUCCCUGCUGUUUUGUAACAAAGUUUGACCUGCAAGACUCUCGACUCACAUGACUUGUCAAACAUAUUGCCUCAUAUUCACAGUACUGUGUGAAUCACGUUUAAAAACAGUUGUUAACAUAUUAGCCUCCUGUUAAUCUUGUCUGUCAUUUUUUUAAAAAAUCAACUUCUUAUCAGUUUCAGUUAUUACAGUCAAUUGACGACAAUUUCAUUACAAAGUAUUUCCAAAAUAUUUUCUUUGCCUCGUGCUAUAACUACUGUGUAGCAUUGGGGCCUGUCAAGACUAUGAUUAAAGCUGUCCUUUUUAAGUAGAUAAAAUCACAAAUGAUGUGUUGUUGGCCAUGUGCCAUCUGCUAAAUAGAUUCACUAAAAUAGAUGCACUGGAGUUGAGGGAACCUAAAACUGACUAAUUACUUAGUCAUUGCAUUUGCAGAUGUAACUCAACCGCGUCAAAACUACACUGUGUCCAUAUCAGGCUGAUUUUCAACUGGACAAAGGAAAAAAAAAAGAAGAAAUAAACUGUGCAAUGUGUCUAAACUGAAAAAUAGUCUGUACAUAAUCAC